Messenger RNA from Dermatophagoides pteronyssinus (European house dust mite), 2169 nucleotides. It is a transcript of the gene SrpRalpha, whose product is annotated as signal recognition particle receptor alpha. NCBI's taxonomy places the organism in Eukaryota, Metazoa, Arthropoda, Arachnida, Sarcoptiformes, Pyroglyphidae. Gene Ontology annotation, molecular function: signal recognition particle binding; GTP binding; ATP hydrolysis activity. The record is from RefSeq and is a predicted model, not a curated record. Gene Ontology annotation, cellular component: endoplasmic reticulum membrane; signal recognition particle receptor complex. Gene Ontology annotation, biological process: SRP-dependent cotranslational protein targeting to membrane; intracellular protein transport.
GAAUGUUCGAAUUCGAAACAAACAAGAAUUCAAUAUUUAUUUUUUUUUUUAAAUCCACCACGGUUUUUCGUUCAUUCUUAAAUCUUUAAUAUUACCCAAUCAUGUUGGAUCUUUUUGCAAUAUUCAGCAAAGGUGGUAUUGUUUUAUUUGCUGCCGUAAAUUCAUCGAUUAAAGAUUUUAAUUCAUAUUUAAAUCGUGUCAUACGUAAUGUGAUACUUGAAGAUCGUGUGGAUAAAUUUCAAAUCGAUACACUUUUAUUACAAUUUUAUCUUGAUAAUGAAUUCGAAUUGGUAUUUGUUGUUGGCUAUCAAAAAAUGCUUUCAUUGUCUUAUAUAGAUAAAUUUUUAAAUGAUAUACAACUUGCUUUUCGAGAUAAAUAUAAGAAUUUUGAUUCAAAAAAUCUACAUUGGAUAUAUACGAAUCAACGACAGAUUUCGAAUAAAAAUCAAAAUGAAGAAAAAGGAACUAUUUAUUUGGACCAAAGUAUUCAAUCUGUUGAUUCAAAUUUAAUUGAUUUUAUUCAUGAAUUCCAAAGCAUUUAUUUAUCUUGUAAUCGUUUUCAUCAACAAGUUGGCUCACGUUCACAUGCAGCCGAAAUGCGAACAUUUGAACAAAGUCAAAAAUCAAAGAAAACUGUUGCUUCAAUGAUUAUUCAAUCAAAAAAUCAUCCAAAUAAAUCGGAAACAACUAAAAACCAAUCAAAUCAUGUUAAUGGUGAUAUUGAAGAUAAAACAUUAAAUAAAGAUGAAAUAUUGAAAAAAUUGGCUUCAAAAACGACUAAAAUUGGAUCGCCUAAAUCAAAAAAACCAUCGAAACCUGAGCCAAAAAAGAAAGUUAAAAAACCAACAGUCUGGGAAUUUGGUGGCAAAAAUGAUACCAAUCUGGAUUUCAGUAAAAAAGAUGCAGAUGGUCGUCCAGAAUCUUCGGUAAUACGUAAUAUGGCAAAUUCGGCAAUGAUUGACAAAGAUCUUGAUAUGCAACCAGAUUUGGAUUUUGAUGUAAGCGAUGAUGAUGAUGAUGAUGAUGAUGAAAAUGAUGCCGUAGAAAAAACAUUGCCAACAAAAUCUGGAUUUUUUGGCUCCAUCAUGAAUUCAUUUUCAUAUAACAAAACAUUGGCUAAAGCGGAUUUAGAUCCAAUUUUAGCUAAUCUACGUGAUCAUUUGAUAGCAAAAAAUGUUGCUGCUGAAAUCGCUACCAAACUUUGUGAUAGCGUUGCAAAUAAAUUAAUCGGCCAAAAUGUCAAUACUUGGAUCGGCUUAAAAUCAUUUGUCAAGAAUGCAUUGGAAGAAUCUAUCCUGAGAAUUUUGUCACCAAAUCGUAAUCUAAAUAUUUUACGUGAAGUACAGAUGAAAAAUGAUUCCGGUAAUCCUUAUGUGAUUGUAUUUUGUGGCGUCAAUGGUGUUGGUAAAUCAACUAAUUUAGCUAAAAUUGCCAAUUGGCUAUUGCUAAAUGAUAAAAAAGUAUUGGUAAUUGCAUGCGAUACAUUUCGUGCCGGAGCUAUUGAACAACUUCGAACACAUAUUCAUGCAUUGAAAAAUAUUCAUGAAAAUCAUGGUUCAUCGAAAAUUGAUCUUUAUGAAAAAGGAUAUGGAAAAGAUGCUACAGGUAUUGCUAUGGAAGGUAUACGUUUUGCAAGUAACAAUAAUUUUGAUGUUUGUUUGGUGGAUACGGCUGGUCGAAUGCAAGGAAAUGAACCAUUAAUGAAACAAUUGGCUAAAUUGAUUAAAGUUAAUGAACCAGAUUUAACAUUAUUUGUUGGUGAAGCACUUGUUGGUAAUGAAGCUGUUGAUCAAUUGGUUAAUUUUAAUCGAGCUUUAUUAGAUAAUGGCUGUCGUAGUGCUGCAAAUGAUAGUGUUUCAGCUAUCAAUGGUAUUGUUUUGACAAAAUUCGAUACAAUUGAUGAUCAAGUUGGUGCUGCUAUUUCAAUGACUUAUAUAACUGGUCAGCCAAUUGUUUUUGUUGGAGUUGGACAAACGUAUCGUGAUUUAAAACAACUUAAUGCUCGUGCUGUUGUUAAAGCAUUGAUGAAAUGAAAAACACAAUCAAAACAAAAAAUGGCUUGAAUUUCCAUUCCUUUUUCUAUUUCUCCUAAUUUACUUUGUUGCCUUGUUUUUUUUUCAUUAUAAUUUUUGAAUGAAUUCCAUAUUUAAUCGUUUGUUUAUCUGCUUU